GAUGAAGCAUACCAUUCACCAAUUUUCAGAUUUCUACAACAAUUUUAAUUCAUUUUACUUUCAGGAAAGGAAUGUAAAUUCGCGAACUUCUCUUUACAUUUCCGCCAUUCGAAAAAUCCAAUUUAAUCACAUUGAAUCCUCCUUUAUAUCACGAAACGUCUAAUCUGUCAACCUCUCGAACGGUCAGCCUCUCCAACAUUAGGUACCUCUAGAGAUCCUUGAGGACUCCUUGAAAAUAUCAUAGAUCCCUACCUUUAACCCGAGACGAAAUCAUGGAAGAACAUACCGGUGUCAAGUCCCUGUACAGUCUUUGUAAAGCAACCUGUUUGAGGAAUAUCAAAGACUUGUAUGAUAUUGGAAUCACAUCAUACCAAGUAGCCUACCCUAUCCUCAAGACCAUCACCAACCCCGAACAACUUCAUAUAAUCGAGCAAAGAUCUCCACAUAUAAAGGGUGAAACUGCCGAGCUCUGGAAAGCAUUCAUCGUUCGCGACAUUCCUAAAUGGCAAACAAAGAACUAUGUGCCAAGGGACCCAACCAAAUGGGCCCAAGUGUACAAAAAAUACAAAACCGAGCAUGAUGAGGAAGUUGCUAGCGCUCAAGCCAUUCUGAUGAAUUCAAUGAAUGCAUUGAAGCAACACAAACAAGAUCAUGUUAGCAGAUUUGUUGAUCUCAAACGUUUACCGAAAAUCCCACGGGAUUAUGGAAUGCGAGCACACAAUGGAGGUGUUCCUUUGACCAAGGGAAGGGCGCUUCAAAAUGCUGGACCUAGUUCCUUAACUUGGGGUGGAGGUAGUAGAACAAAGAUAACGGAUGGUGCAAGUGUACUCACGAAAGCGCGUCGAGAAGCUAAGGAAAUGAGUCAAAGAAGCAAACUCAAUACCCUAUCCAGUGGAUUAAGACACGGACAAGUACAACGGGCCCCUGCUGGAAUGUCUCAAGAAUACAAAAUUGCCAACCAACCUGCAUUAAAGAUUUUGACGAGACACAGGCCAUCGGGUGCCAGAAGUCGCGAUGCCCUCGGCGGACCAUCCACUGGACCCUCCCUUGAGGACCGAGAAAAGAGAUUACGCGAUGCGAUGAGUGGUAGAAAGCCAGGUUCGAGUUCUUCGAAGGAGCCCAUGAGUGGAACUUCAGCCGGAACCCCGACCUUGCUAGAUGAUGAUAUGUUCGGUGAUGACGCGGAUGAUGCAGAUGAUCUUUUUGAUGAGUAUAAAGAGACAGAACCGGCUCAUAAAUCGGCGACUCGGCCACCACCAUCUCGCAAGAUUAUGAAAUCAGUUGCACCAUCAACUCGCAUUCGUUCUUCCUCCCCACCAAACAAAGCAACAUCAAGACCAUCCGCGCCAUCUUCUCGCACGAGUUCAGCACCAUCGUCUCGACCAGCAACACCUGGAGCUACGAUGCCCGCUCGUAGACGACCGGCUCCUGUCGAUAUCUUCAAUCGUGGACCUAAGAAACCCAGAAGAUAGAUAGCCAAAAUUCUUUGUAUAUUUUAGUCUCACAUAUCGGGGUUUGGAUUGGGAAGUGCAACUUUAGAACAGGGGUAUUUGCUAUCAGCGAGGCGUUUUUGAGGGUCAAAUUAUGUCAUGGGCAUGGAUAACGAUAUAUUUUAUUACACACUGAAAGGGCUUCUAGAAUAAUGGGAUUUUGGGGACUGAAUUAUUGGGUUGUUAGAAUUGAGUGGAGUCUGUAGUUGUUCCA
Messenger RNA from Botrytis cinerea B05.10, 1704 nucleotides. RefSeq lists its product as hypothetical. The transcript is spliced from 2 exons. NCBI's taxonomy places the organism in Eukaryota, Fungi, Ascomycota, Leotiomycetes, Helotiales, Sclerotiniaceae. Bases 273 to 1472 code for a protein of 399 amino acids. Gene Ontology annotation, biological process: transcription elongation by RNA polymerase II. Gene Ontology annotation, cellular component: nucleus; elongin complex. The record is from RefSeq and is a predicted model, not a curated record.